Brassica oleracea var. oleracea is the source of this 414-nucleotide messenger RNA. RefSeq names its product anamorsin homolog. NCBI's taxonomy places the organism in Eukaryota, Viridiplantae, Streptophyta, Magnoliopsida, Brassicales, Brassicaceae. Gene Ontology annotation, biological process: iron-sulfur cluster assembly. Gene Ontology annotation, cellular component: cytoplasm. The coding region runs from base 1 to 414 and encodes 137 amino acids. Gene Ontology annotation, molecular function: iron-sulfur cluster binding. The record is from RefSeq and is a predicted model, not a curated record. The transcript has 4 exons.
AUGGGAACUCAAACAACUGUUUUGGCUGUGACGGAUGAUGUUGUCUUACCUGUUAUCUCUGUUCUAACUGUGAUGAAAGUUGUCGGGGUCGAACGUUGUGAUCCUAUGAUUAUUACUCAAGCCUCCACAAUAAGUCAGGUUCCUUUGGAUUCUUCCUCAGUGGACGCUGUUUUAGCCGUUUCCACAACAUCUGAGUUCCCUACUGAUAAAAUAUAUGGCGAGUUCUCAAGAAUUUUAAAGCCUGGUGGGACUGUUUUUGUGUGCACCAAUUCGGAGGGUGAGAAUGUAGAGUUGCAACAGACCCUUCAAAGGAGAGUGACGUUGGCUGGUUUUAUGGAGCCACAAUCUCUUGAUUUGACAUCAAUCAGGCUGCCUAACUUCAGCUUAUCCGUUGGGGUUCAAGCUUAUUCUUGA